AAGAAAUCGGCAUAAUAAUAACACGGUAAAAGUAUAACUGAAUUAGAUUUAAUAUGUGAAUUUAAAUAUAAUUUAUAAUAAUAACAAUAAAAAAAAUGUCUACGAGAAGUCAGACUAAUGCAAUGGGUUUGUCUGAGGAAGUACAAAGGCAUUCCGUGCAUACAUUAGUGUUUAGAUCGCUCAAAAGAACUCAUGAUAUGUUUUUGUCUUGUCAAGGAAUGUUACCACCCAUCGACGAAGAAGCGGAAAAGAUUAAAAAACUUGUCAAGGCACGUGACUGUUAUGGGCUAGUCUUUGAUAAAGUAGAACGUAAUAAGAUAAACAUGAAGAAGUCUCAACCAAAUCUUCCUAAAUCUGAUACUGUUGAUACGUAUAAAGAUAAUCUUCCACUGUCCAUAACUGACAAUCCUGAAAAAAAUAAUAAAAAUACAGAGACUAGUAUGGUGUUAUCAAGUCCUAGUACACAAAACAUUGCUGCUGCUAAUCGCCUUAUUAAUCAUAUAAUGCCAAAGCCAAAAUGGCAUCCACCGUGGAAACUAUAUAGAGUUAUUUCAGGGCACUUGGGUUGGGUGCGAUGUGUUACUGUUGAGCCGGGUAAUGAAUGGUUUGCUACUGGUGCUGCGGAUCGAGUUAUUAAAAUUUGGGAUUUAGCCACUGGAAAAUUAAAACUUUCUUUAACUGGACAUGUGAGUACAGUAAGAGGUUUACAAGUAAGUCCUCGACAUCCAUAUUUAUUCAGUUGUGGGGAAGAUAGACAAGUAAAAUGUUGGGAUUUGGAACAUAACAAAGUGGUUAGACAUUACCAUGGACAUUUGAGUGCAGUUUAUAGUCUUUCAUUACAUCCAACAAUUGAUGUUUUAUUGACUGCCGGUCGAGAUUCUACAGCACGAGUAUGGGAUAUGCGUACAAAAGCUAAUGUUCAUACCCUCACUGGACAUACAAAUACAGUUGCCAGUGUUGUCGCUCAAGAAUUUGAACCCCAAGUUUUAACUGGAUCUCAUGAUUGUACCAUUCGGUUAUGGGAUUUAGCUGCUGGUAAGACUAGAGUUACUCUUACAAAUCACAAAAAGAGUGUACGGUCACUUGUCUUACAUCCUAAAGUAUAUAUGUUUGCCAGUGCAAGCCCAGAUAAUUUAAAACAAUGGACAUGCCCAGAUGGAAAAUUCGUUCAAAAUCUUACAGGUCAUAAUGCUAUAGUUAACUGUAUGGCUGUAAAUUCUGAUGGAGUAUUGAUGUCUGGAGCAAAUAAUGGUUCAAUUUAUGCUUGGGAUUGGAGAACAGGUUAUAAUUUCCAGAGAAUGCAGGCUCCUGUACAACCUGGAUCUAUGGAUAGCGAAGCUGGAGUAUUUGCUAUGGCAUUUGAUCUCAGUGGUACUCGACUUAUUACAGCUGAAGCUGAUAAAACUAUAAAACUUUACCGUGAAGAUGAUACUGCUACUGAAGAAAGUCAUCCGAUUAAUUGGAAGCCAGAUAUAAUCCGAAGAAGGAAGUAUUAAUAAUUUUAUAUUUAUUUAUUGAUAUUUUGAUUAAUAAAUAAAGAUGACAAUUUUGUGAUUAAAUGUUCAUGUCAAACAAUUUUAAGAGUUAAAUUUUUUAUAUUAAA
Molecule: messenger RNA, 1603 nt
Organism: Sipha flava (yellow sugarcane aphid)
Lineage: Eukaryota; Metazoa; Arthropoda; Insecta; Hemiptera; Aphididae
Gene: Tango4
Product: pleiotropic regulator 1
Exons: 9
Coding region: 96-1496 (466 amino acids)
Biological process (GO): mRNA splicing, via spliceosome
Cellular component (GO): precatalytic spliceosome; Prp19 complex; catalytic step 2 spliceosome
Molecular function (GO): protein binding
Source: RefSeq, a predicted model, not a curated record